This is a messenger RNA of Paramormyrops kingsleyae, 2903 nucleotides long. RefSeq names its product tyrosine-protein phosphatase non-receptor type 7-like. Lineage: Eukaryota; Metazoa; Chordata; Actinopteri; Osteoglossiformes; Mormyridae. Gene Ontology annotation, molecular function: protein tyrosine phosphatase activity; protein kinase binding. Gene Ontology annotation, cellular component: cytosol; plasma membrane; cell junction. Gene Ontology annotation, biological process: protein dephosphorylation; signal transduction. The record is from RefSeq and is a predicted model, not a curated record.
UUCAGUUCUGGGAAGCGGGUGGCGUGCGUGAUACCGCCGCUCAGACUGUACUGCUGUUGCCGGGAGUUAUGCUACUCACCAGCUGCUUUACUUUCAUUUACCGAGUAUUUAUAUAAAUUGAGAAACGAAAUGUUGCGUUAUUCUGAAACCAUGAAGGCACUUCACAGUUACAUGCUGCUGAAAGCAUUCCUGAGCUGAACGGUUGGCGCCGAGGUAACUUAAGCUUAUAGCAGGUUUUAUGGGACGGCAGCUUAAGCGAGCCUGGGUGGACUUCUGAUCUCUGGAUGGAUAGCUGUGACAUGGACCAGACUGAAGAGCCCCCUCUUUGCAAUGACAUGGACCCACCCAAACAGCCUCCUUCUCACAAUGAUGUAAACAAACCCAAGGAAUCCUCUCACUGUGAUGUCGAUAAGCUCAGGUGUCAUCCCUCUUCUAGUAACACGAAGCAGCCCAGGGAUGUGGUAUCUCUCAGUGCGAUGGAGCUGCCCAGUGAUCACCUGUAUCCUAGGAGUGUGGACCAAAGUAGGGAUUUCCCUUCUUCUUGUGAAAUGGACCAGCCCGGCAACUCCCCUGUACUGAGUGACAUGGGAACGUCCACGAAUCCCACCUCUCCCAAUGAUGCUAAUAGCAAUACGGUACCCCCCAGUGACAUGGACCAGACUAUGAAUUUCCCAACUGCACAGAAAUACCCUCUUCCUACAGUUGGCAGUCGUAAACAGGCCCGCCUUCAGGAGAGGCGGGGCUCCAAUGUGUCACUGGUCCUGGAUGUGAGUACUUUGGGCAUGGUGGAGCCACUGUGUACUAUCUCCACUCCACGCGACACCAUCCUGCAGCUGCUCAGAACCAGUAAACGUCCCCUAGAUGCUUCACAGCUACAAGAGGUCUCCAGGCAAACGCAUAUAUUGGACCUGGAGUACCAGCAAAUACCCCCAAACUUUGUAAAUGCACCAGAGCUGAAUGUUCCAGGACAUGCCUUAAAGGACCGAUACAAGACCAUACUACCAAAUCCUGAGACCCGUGUGCUGCUGAAGGGGAGCAUCACGGAAGAGGAGGACAACAGCUAUAUCAACGCAAACUGCAUCCAGGGCUACGGUCAAUCUGCCAAAAGCUAUAUUGCCACGCAGGCCCCCAUGGUUAACACAGUGGAGGACUUCUGGGAGAUGGUCUGGCAGGAGGAGUCUGCGAUAAUCGUCAUGAUUGUAGAGCUCAAGGAGAUGACAGAGAAAUGUGUCCAGUACUGGCCGGACCAGGCCGGUGUAUAUGGCCGGGUCACUGUGGUUGUGAACUCAGUGGUGUCAGGCAACGGCUACACAGUUCGCGAGAUGACUGUCCAGGUGGGGUCAGAGAGCAGACAGGUGAGGCACUACUGGUACUCCACUUGGCCGGACCACCAGAUCCCCCCUGCAGGCCCCCUCUUGCAACUAGUUCUGGAUGUCCAGUCCUACAGAAAGACCCUGUGCAGUCCUGGCCCCACUGUCGUCCAUUGCAGGGCAGGCAUCGGACGCACGGGCUGCUUCAUCGCCUGCAGCGCCUGCUGUGAGCAGCUGGAGCAGGAAGGACAGGUGGACGUGCUGGGGACCGUCUGCCGGCUGCGGCUCGACAGGGGUGGGAUGAUCCAGACCACUGAGCAAUACCAGUUCCUUUACUUGGCCUUAGCCUUGCACAGCAAGAAACUGGGAGAGAAGGACACCGACCAGUCCACAGACUCUAUCUCCUCAAAGAGAAGAGAACAGGAGCAGGAACAUGACCCUGGACCACAGGAGUCAGUGUCUGAGUGACACAGGCUCUGACCAUUCGACACGCAGAGACCUGUCAAACAUCAAGGACCCGCUGAGCAUCUCUCUGCGCUCCUCAGCAUAGUGGCUGGACAUCACCCUUGUGGGUCCUACGCUGAAGUUGCUUCAAGGUUCACUCAGGCAAAACUUUCUUACAAACGGAAAUGAAUAAAUGCUUUUGAAAUAAACAUAUAUAUUUACAUAUAUAUCAUAUUUAUUUUUAAGUGGAUUGUCUUGAAAAUUGCUAAAAAUGGCAAACUAAACAGUAUUUUUUUUAUCUCAGCUAAUGAUGUGUGAAAUCAGUGUCCCAAAGCAGCUUUAGCGAUCCGCAGUGACAUUUUGGCACUGGUGAAGCACCAAUGCAGGCUGCUCUCACUUCCGGGAUGCUCUCCGAUUGUACGUCAUUGACUGAUGAGGACUGUUUAAUCUCAUGCUUAUAAAGAGGAUCAUCCGAAAUACACUGUCGCAGGUUUGCCAUGAAACGCCGCUUUUAAUACGAACCAUGUGUAAGUUGAUUUGCUUCUCAAAUUGAUGAUUGAAAUGGUAGCACUAGACAGGUGUGCUAUUGCAUUUCAGUUGUGAAACAAAUGGCGGAUGAAAGUUUAUUUGUGUUAUAGGUUUGUAUGCGUAUAUACAUGCCAUGUAUCAGGAUUAAAACAUUUCAAAACAAAUCUUAAGUUAAAAUAUUACAAUUGUAAUUAUUUGAGAUACUUACUUGCUGCCCUUCUUUGUCUAUAUAUAUAAUUUUAAAAGGUAUUUAAAAGGCAUAUUGCAUGAUGAACAGAUGAUUUUUUUUUCUGUAUGCACAGACCCUCCAUUCUGCCUUACAGAAUACUCAGAAUAAAGAGCAUAUUAAUAACCAGGUUCAUUUGAGCCAUUUCCUAAAACAAGUUGUAUUUUAUGUAAAGCUUUAUGAAGCACCUGUUUGGUCACUCUUUAAUACAACCAUUAGGACUGGAAAACUGAAUGAAGCUAUGAUUGCCAUUGUUAGUUAUUCUGUUAAUCAGAAUUUAUUUCUGGUACCUGCAAACCCAGUGUCUUGUAAAAAACAACAGGUUCUUCGCAGAUUUUGGCCCUGUGAUUCUUGGGUUUAAUAAACUUUAUUCCUGAAUAACAAGCCACAACAAA